Messenger RNA from Carlito syrichta (Philippine tarsier), 1198 nucleotides. RefSeq names its product prickle planar cell polarity protein 4 (gene PRICKLE4). Gene Ontology annotation, molecular function: zinc ion binding. The transcript is spliced from 7 exons. Lineage: Eukaryota; Metazoa; Chordata; Mammalia; Primates; Tarsiidae. Bases 74 to 1198 code for a protein of 374 amino acids. The record is from RefSeq and is a predicted model, not a curated record.
GAACUGCCCAUCCUGGCCACCUUCCACAGGAAACCUGAGGGACAGAGGAGGAAGGAAGCAGACUUUGCCACUAAUGACCAUGCUGAACUCUGGCUGGUGCCACGGAGAGGACAGCCCCAUCCCCAGAGAGCCAGGCUUACCAGCCAACUCAGAUGGUGACUCGAGCCACCUGCCAGGAGAGGACCCUGAGGAUACCGCUGCUCAGGGUCCUGCUGCUCCAAGCUUGGGUCCCCCUUGCGAGGACAUCAGUCAAGCCCCCAACGGGCCUGGGUUGCCUACUCUUCUGCAGCAGCUCCCUCCACAGGACAGUGAUGAGCGCUACUGCCUGGCCCUUGGGGAGGAGGAGCUGGCCGAGCUGCGGCUCUUCUGUGCCCAGCGGAAGCAGGAGGCCCUGGGGCAGGGGGUGACCCGCCUGGUACCUCCCAAACUUGAAGGAUACACCUGUGAGAAGUGCAGGGAGCGGCUGAAGCCAGGGGAAUACGGAGUGUUCGCAGCCAGGGCAGGGGAGCGGCGCUGCUGGCACCAGCCUUGCUUUGCCUGCCAGGCCUGUGGCCAGGCCCUGAUAAACCUCAUCUACUUCUACCACGAUGGGCGUCUCUACUGCGGCCGUCAUCACGCCGAGUUGCUGCGGCCGCGCUGCCCGGCUUGUGACCAGCUGAUCUUCUCCCGGCGCUGCACCGAGGCGGAGGGACGGCACUGGCAUGAGAACCACUUCUGUUGCCAGGACUGCGCUGGGCCCCUGGGCGGGGGACGCUACGCCCUGCCGGGGGGCAGCCCCUGCUGCCCCAGCUGCUUCGAGAGCCGUUACUCGGAUGCAGGCUCGAGCUCGGCCGGGGCACUGGAAGGGCGGACGUCCCUUGGGGAGACAGGACCCGAGCCAACCGAAGGAAGGGACCGCGCCUCGCUGAACGCCGGUGCCUGCGGCUGGCAAACCCAGACAGGGCUGCUUGGGUCCAGCCCCAAGGAGGAGAGCCGAGCUGGGGACAAGGCGGAGGCACCCACAGGGCACGAGCAAGACCGCCUCGAGACGCCCCACGGUGCCAAGGAGGACGCCCGGUGCGCCACAUGCUCCUCUUCCUCUGACUCGGAACCUGAGGGCUUUUUCUUAGGGCAGCGCCUUCCCCGGCCCCGGAAGACCCCCGGAAGCUUCCAAGCAGAGGACGGCGACACCUCCAAGAGGCACUGCACCAUUUGCUAA